GGAUUCGGUCAGAGGCUUAGACACAAAGGAGGAAGACCCCUCAACACCGGGGCUGCCCUCCAAUACGUCAGAGACAACGUCUUUACAAACUCCUCCGGAAGUAGGCGCUAUCAAGGAGUUCCACAGAUGUUGAUCCUGCUAACUGGGGGGAGAUCUUUUGACAAUGUAGACACCCCAGCCUCUGCUCUCAAGCAGCAGGGCAUCUUUGUGGUUAGCAUUGGAACAAGGAACUCUGACAGUAGAGAGCUGCAGAAGAUAUCCCAUGAGCCGAGUUACGCUCUAUCAGUGUCUGAGUUCUCUGACCUCCCAGGUGUCCAAGAACAGCUGUCCUCAGUAAUGAGCACAGCUCUAGUGAGGGCCACGCCCGUAACACCAACAGUGACUGUUGUGAUAAAACCACAAGGAAAGGAUUAUGUGUUCUUGCUGGAUGGAUCCGAUGGUAGUAGAACUGGAUUCUCUGCUAUGAGGGACUUUGUUCAAGCAGUAGUGGAGAGACUGAGUGUGGAUGACAACAGAGACCGCGUCUCAGUUGUUCAGUACAGAGAGACAGCUGUCCAGUUCUACCUGAACACAUACGCGACAAAAGGCCAGAUCCUUGACACUGUCAGAGGUUUGAGGCACAAAGGCGGAAGACCCCUCAACACUGGUGUAGCUCUCCAGUACUUGAGGGACAACGUCUUCACGGCCUCUGCUGGAAGCAGGCGUCUGGAAGGAGUGCCACAGAUCCUAAUAUUGCUAAGUGGUGGAAGAUCUUUUGACAGCGUUGACGCACCAGCCUCUGCUCUCAAACAGCUGGGUGUCUUGACUUUUGCAAUUGGAACCAGAGGCUCUGAUGUGAGGGAACUGCAGAAGAUAUCCCACGACCCCACUAAUGUGGUGUCUGUGUCUGAAUUCACCGACCUUCCUGGUGUCCAACAGCAAAUUAUGUCCGCCGUGGAAGCUGUGGUCAUUGACGAGACCGUGGAACCACCAACUGUACUUGUUGAAACUGCCAAAAAGGAUGUUGUAUUCCUUCUGGAUGGUUCUGAUAGCACUAGGAAUGGCUUCCCUGCCAUGCGUGAGUUUGUUGAGACAGUGGUGGAUAAACUCAAUGUGGGAGAAAACAAGGACCGCGUCUCUGUGGUCCAGUACAGCAGAGAAGCAGAGGUCAACUUCUAUCUGAACACACUUAAGACAAAAGAGGAUGUUGUGGAUUCGGUCAGAGGGCUUAGACACAAAGGAGGAACCCUCAACACCGGGGCUGCCCUCCAAUACGUCAGAGACAACGUCUUUACAAACUCCUCCGGAAGUAGGCGCUAUCAAGGAGUUCCACAGAUGUUGAUCCUGCUAACUGGGGGGAGAUCUUUUGACAAUGUAGACACCCCAGCCUCUGCUCUCAAGCAGCAGGGCAUCUUUGUGGUUAGCAUUGGAACAAGGAACUCUGACAGUAGAGAGCUGCAGAAGAUAUCCCAUGAGCCGAGUUACGCUCUAUCAGUGUCUGAGUUCUCUGACCUCCCAGGUGUCCAAGAACAGCUGUCCUCAGUAAUGAGCACAGCUCUAGUGAGGGCCACGCCCGUAACACCAACAGUGACUGUUGUGAUAAAACCACAAGGAAAGGAUUAUGUGUUCUUGCUGGAUGGAUCCGAUGGUAGUAGAACUGGAUUCUCUGCUAUGAGGGACUUUGUUCAAGCAGUAGUGGAGAGACUGAGUGUGGAUGACAACAGAGACCGCGUCUCAGUUGUUCAGUACAGCAGAGAUCCAGCUGUCCAGUUCUACCUGAACACAUACGCGACAAAAGGCCAGAUCCUUGACACUGUCAGAGGUUUGAGGCACAAAGGCGGAAGACCCCUCAACACUGGUGUAGCUCUCCAGUACUUGAGGGACAACGUCUUCACGGCCUCUGCUGGAAGCAGGCGUCUGGAAGGAGUGCCACAGAUCCUAAUAUUGCUAAGUGGUGGAAGAUCUUUUGACAGCGUUGACGCACCAGCCUCUGCUCUCAAACAGCUGGGUGUCUUGACUUUUGCAAUUGGAACCAGAGGCUCUGAUGUGAGGGAACUGCAGAAGAUAUCCCACGACCCCACUAAUGUGGUGUCUGUGUCUGAAUUCACCGACCUUCCUGGUGUCCAACAGCAAAUUAUGUCCGCCGUGGAAGCUGUGGUCAUUGACGAGACCGUGGAACCACCAACUGUACUUGUUGAAACUGCCAAAAAGGAUGUUGUAUUCCUUCUGGAUGGUUCUGAUAGCACUAGGAAUGGCUUCCCUGCCAUGCGUGAGUUUGUUGAGACAGUGGUGGAUAAACUCAAUGUGGGAGAAAACAAGGACCGCGUCUCUGUGGUCCAGUACAGCAGAGAAGCAGAGGUCAACUUCUAUCUGAACACACUUAAGACAAAAGAGGAUGUUGUGGAUUCGGUCAGAGGGCUUAGACACAAAGGAGGAAGACCCCUCAACACCGGGGCUGCCCUCCAAUACGUCAGAGACAACGUCUUUACAAACUCCUCCGGAAGUAGGCGCUAUCAAGGAGUUCCACAGAUGUUGAUCCUGCUAACUGGGGGGAGAUCUUUUGACAAUGUAGACACCCCAGCCUCUGCUCUCAAGCAGCAGGGCAUCUUUGUGGUUAGCAUUGGAACAAGGAACUCUGACAGUAGAGAGCUGCAGAAGAUAUCCCAUGAGCCGAGUUACGCUCUAUCAGUGUCUGAGUUCUCUGACCUCCCAGGUGUCCAAGAACAGCUGUCCUCAGUAAUGAGCACAGCUCUAGUGAGGGCCACGCCCGUAACACCAACAGUGACUGUUGUGAAAAAACCACAAGGAAAGGAUUAUGUGUUCUUGCUGGAUGGAUCCGAUGGUAGUAGAACUGGAUUCUCUGCUAUGAGGGACUUUGUUCAAGCAGUAGUGGAGAGACUGAGUGUGGAUGACAACAGAGACCGCGUCUCAGUUGUUCAGUACAGCAGAGAUCCAGCUGUCCAGUUCUACCUGAACACAUACGCGACAAAAGGCCAGAUCCUUGACACUGUCAGAGGUUUGAGGCACAAAGGCGGAAGACCCCUCAACACUGGUGUAGCUCUCCAGUACUUGAGGGACAACGUCUUCACGGCCUCUGCUGGAAGCAGGCGUCUGGAAGGAGUGCCACAGAUCCUAAUAUUGCUAAGUGGUGGAAGAUCUUUUGACAGCGUUGACGCACCAGCCUCUGCUCUCAAACAGCUGGGUGUCUUGACUUUUGCAAUUGGAACCAGAGGCUCUGAUGUGAGGGAACUGCAGAAGAUAUCCCACGACCCCACUAAUGUGGUGUCUGUGUCUGAAUUCACCGACCUUCCUGGUGUCCAACAGCAAAUUAUGUCCGCCGUGGAAGCUGUGGUCAUUGACGAGACCGUGGAACCACCAACUGUACUUGUUGAAACUGCCAAAAAGGAUGUUGUAUUCCUUCUGGAUGGUUCUGAUAGCACUAGGAAUGGCUUCCCUGCCAUGCGUGAGUUUGUUGAGACAGUGGUGGAUAAACUCAAUGUGGGAGAAAACAAGGACCGCGUCUCUGUGGUCCAGUACAGCAGAGAAGCAGAGGUCAACUUCUAUCUGAACACACUUAAGACAAAAGAGGAUGUUGUGGAUUCGGUCAGAGGGCUUAGACACAAAGGAGGAAGACCCCUCAACACCGGGGCUGCCCUCCAAUACGUCAGAGACAACGUCUUUACAAACUCCUCCGGAAGUAGGCGCUAUCAAGGAGUUCCACAGAUGUUGAUCCUGCUAACUGGGGGGAGAUCUUUUGACAAUGUAGACACCCCAGCCUCUGCUCUCAAGCAGCAGGGCAUCUUUGUGGUUAGCAUUGGAACAAGGAACUCUGACAGUAGAGAGCUGCAGAAGAUAUCCCAUGAGCCGAGUUACGCUCUAUCAGUGUCUGAGUUCUCUGACCUCCCAGGUGUCCAAGAACAGCUGUCCUCAGUAAUGAGCACAGCUCUAGUGAGGGCCACGCCCGUAACACCAACAGUGACUGUUGUGAAAAAACCACAAGGAAAGGAUUAUGUGUUCUUGCUGGAUGGAUCCGAUGGUAGUAGAACUGGAUUCUCUGCUAUGAGGGACUUUGUUCAAGCAGUAGUGGAGAGACUGAGUGUGGAUGACAACAGAGACCGCGUCUCAGUUGUUCAGUACAGCAGAGAUCCAGCUGUCCAGUUCUACCUGAACACAUACGCGACAAAAGGCCAGAUCCUUGACACUGUCAGAGGUUUGAGGCACAAAGGCGGAAGACCCCUCAACACUGGUGUAGCUCUCCAGUACUUGAGGGACAACGUCUUCACGGCCUCUGCUGGAAGCAGGCGUCUGGAAGGAGUGCCACAGAUCCUAAUAUUGCUAAGUGGUGGAAGAUCUUUUGACAGCGUUGACGCAGCAGCCUCUGCUCUCAAACAGCUGGGUGUCUUGACUUUUGCAAUUGGAACCAGAGGCUCUGAUGUGAGGGAACUGCAGAAGAUAUCCCACGACCCCACUAAUGUGGUGUCUGUGUCUGAAUUCACCGACCUUCCUGGUGUCCAACAGCAAAUUAUGUCCGCCGUGGAAGCUGUGGUCAUUGACGAGACCGUGGAACCACCAACUGUACUUGCUGAGUCACAAGGACCCCGGAAAGAUAUUGUAUUCCUUGUUGAUGGAUCUGAUGGGGUUGGACGCGAAUUCGCCAUCAUUCAAGAGUUUAUCCGCAGGGUCGUGGAGAGUCUAAAUGUCGGCGAGAGUAAGAUCCAAAUUGCCGUGGUCCAGUAUGGAGACACCGCUCAGGCUGACAUGUACCUGAACACACAUACAACCAAAGAAGGUGUUAUGAAUGGCAUUACGCAAAUGCGCCAGCGAGGAGGCCGGCAACGUAACCUGGGUCAGGCUUUGCAGUUCGUCAAUCAGGAUGUUCUCACAGAAGCACGAGGUAGCAGGAAGCAAGAUGGUGUACCCCAAUUUGUGAUCGUUGUGUCCGCUGGACCAUCUACAGAUGAUAUCAGUCGUGCAGCAAAUUCCCUUAAACAAUCCAGAGUCCUUCCAUUAAGCAUUGGAACCAGGGAUGUUAAUCCUAAGGAGUUGCAAGUGGUGUCGUAUGUGUCCAAUUUUGCCUUCACUGUAGAUGAUCUCCCUGGUCUGUACAGAGUCCAAGAAAACAUAAUCAACACUAUCACUGAGUUGUCAGAUGAUGACAUUGAGAGCAUGAGACCAGAGUUCUCAACAUAUGAAGUAAUCUCACCAGCAGGACCACCUACAGGAGGGGACAAGAGGGAUGUCGUGUUUCUAAUUGAUGGCACCACGGCAACACGUAGUGAAUUUCCUUCCGUUCGUGAAAUGAUAAGAAGAGUUGUGGAGAAGAUGGAUGUAGGCAUGGAUAAAGUCAGAGUUUCCGUGGUGCAGUACAGUGAUGAACCAAAGCUAGAAUUCCUUCUGAAUGAACACUCCACCAAAAAUGAGGUGAGGCAGGCUGUGAUGAAACUUCGAAACAAAGGAGGGAAUCGUCUGAACACAGGUCGUGCUAUUGAGUGGGUUUCCAGAAACAUCUUCCAGCGGUCGGCAGGAAGCCGAAUUGAGGAAGGUGUGCCUCAGUUCCUCAUUGUAGUUACAGGUGGAAAGUCUACUGAUGAUGUAUCUGAAUCAGCCUACCAACUUAAGCGAAACCAAGUAGCACCACUGGCCGUUGGUUCAAGAAAUGCAGAUCCAGAUGAACUGAGACAGAUUUCUCUAAAACCAGAGCUUGUAUAUACAGUUGAUAGUUUCCAACAGCUUCCAGGAGUGGAGUCACAGAUCUUAAAUUCUGUCAAAACAAUAUCCACAGCUGAUAUCAUCAGUAGUAUCGGCAGCCUUCCCACUCCAGUGGAUGAUGUCAAACUGGAUCUUGGGGAAAAGGACAUUAUCUUCCUUAUUGAUGGCUCAGAUAAUACAGGUCCUGUCGGGAUUGCUCAUAUUCGUGACUUCAUCCUCAACAUUGUCCAGCAACUCGAUGUACAGCCUAAUCAAGUGCGUGUGGCUCUUGUUCAGUAUGCAGACACUAUCCAAACAGAGUUCUCGCUCAACUCGCACAACAACAAGAAAUCUGUUAUAUCUGCAAUCAAAAGACUUCGUCAGAUCGGUGGACGGUCAUCAGAUUUGGCUGAUGCCAUUGAAUAUGUCCUACGAAAUGAGUUGCAGCAAUCUGCUGGCCUUCGUCCGUCCGCAUCCCAGCAUCUUGUAGUUCUCACAGGUGACCGUUCCUCCCAAGAUGUUUACAGCUAUGGACCUCGUCUUAAGGACUCGCGGGUCAACUGCAUCGGCAUUGGAACUGGUGGUGCUGACAAAAGGCAGCUUACCCAAAUUGCCACAUCCUCAGGUGAUGUUCUUCAGGUUCCUUCAUUCCCUGGCCUGCCAGCAAUACAGGAGUCAUUUAUUGCCAGGCUGAGUGGGAUUACGAUUCAACCUACGCCACCAAGUUACGUUCCUAGUUUACCUCCACCUAAAAAGGCUGAUAUAGUGUUUUUGGUGGAUGGCUCCAUUAAUUUUGGCCGGGACAAAUUCAAACAAGUGAUGGGAUUUGUCAGCAACCUAGUUGAUCUGUUCUUCACCGAGAGAGACAACCUGCAGAUUGGUCUGGCACAAUAUGCAGCAGAUGUGACCGAUGGUUUUUACUUGAACACCUACAAUGACAGAGAAGCCAUUCUGGAAGCCAUUGAACAAGUGGAGUACAAAGGUGGACGUAGAAUCAACACUGGUGCAGCCAUUCGCCAUGUUCAAGAUGUUUACUUCACCAAAGAAAGGGGCAGUAGGGUGGAUGAAGGCACUCCGCAGAUCCUUAUGGUUAUCACUGGAGGACGCUCAGCUGAUGACAGCAAAACAGCAGCACUUGGUUUGAAGAGUAAAGGUGUGAGAGUCUUUGCUGUGGGUGUGGGAAACAUUCAGAAUGAAUUGGAAAACCUUGCAAGUGAGUCCUCCACUGUGGCUCGUGCAAGUAACUUUCAAGAACUCUCAGAGCUCAAUGAGCAGAUCUUGGGGACUUUGGAUGAUGAAGUAAAGGGAAGGCUGUGUACUGAAGGAACGGAUAAAACCUGCAGCAUUGAGGUGUUGGUAGGAUUUGAUGUGUCUGCCCAGGACAUCUUCAGAAGUCAGACCAACCUCCAGAGCAAGAUGGGUGCCAUUCUCCAGAGGAUUUCCAAAGUGGAAUCUAUCAGUUGCUUAUCUGGGCAGACUCCCUCAGUGCAAGUGGGCAUGCUGGCCAUGGACUCUGCCUCUGAGCCAGUCCAUUUAGACUUCACAGAAAAUGCGAAUGAGCUGUUUGGGGACUUUAGAGCCCUGCAAAAUCGUGGUCCCUUUGUGCUCGAUGGCAAGACAAUCUCAGCUUACACCAAUAGAUUCAAAACCAGACAAGACAACACUGUCAAGGUUGUCAUCCAUUUGACUGAUGGCCUUGACGCCCCAUAUGCUGAAAUGAAGAGACGAGUUGAGGAACUUCGGAUGUCAGGUGUGCACAGUUUUAUCCUGGUUGGGCUGGAGAGAGUGCCGAAAUUCGAGGAGGCUACGCUGCUUGAAUUUGGUCGUGGCUUCAGGUACACUAGACCUUUACGACUGAAUAUCAUGGACUUGGAUUAUGAACUUCUGGAAGAACUGGACAAUAUCGCUGAAAGGGAGUGUUGUGGAGUGCCAUGCAAAUGUACUGGUACCAGAGGUGACAGGGGAGGAGUUGGACUGCCAGGGUUAAAGGGAGGUCCAGGAUUGCCAGGAAGCCAGGGACAUCCUGGAGAUGAAGGUGGACCUGGAGAGAGAGGUCCUCCUGGUGUUAAUGGAACUCAGGGUUUCCAGGGAUGUCCAGGACAGAGAGGUGUCAAGGGCUCACGUGGAUACUCAGGAGAAAAGGGUGAAUUUGGAGAGAUUGGGCUGGAUGGCAUCAAUGGAGAAGAGGGCAAAAGUGGAGUGGCCGGUGCUCCAGGGGACAGAGGAAACCCUGGCAGAAGAGGUCCUAAAGGAGCCAAGGGGCAAGCAGGAGACAUAGGAGAAGUGGGAAUCAGAGGAGACCCUGGAGCAAGCGGACAAGAUAACAACCAGAGAGGACCCAAAGGAGACCCCGGUGACGCUGGACCAGCGGGAGAACCUGGUGAGGACGGAACUCAGGGAGCUGGAGGUGAAAGGGGAAGAAAGGGAUCCGAUGGCAGAAGAGGCUCACCUGGGCAACCUGGAAAUCCUGGAAGACCGGGAGCUGAUGGUGUGCAGGGAGAGCCUGGUGUUGGAGGAUCUAGAGGUCCAUCAGGACCAAAUGGUGCACCAGGGCCCAGAGGUGAAGAUGGGAACCCCGGACCUAGGGGCCCAGGAGGUAUCCCAGGUCCUGCUGGAGAGAAAGGUAGAAGAGGACCUCUGGGUCGCAAGGGAGAGCCAGGAGAUCCAGGACCUAAGGGUGUCAUCGGACCCCUUGGCCCCAUUGGAGAGCCCGGUGAAGAUGGUAGAGAUGGCAUCGGUUUUCCAGGGCCUGACGGAAGAAAGGGCGAUACCGGUUUCCCAGGAUUUGCAGGACCCAAGGGAGCAGCUGGGGACCCUGGCACCCCAGGUGGACCUGGACCCAGAGGAAAUCGUGGACAGAGGGGGGUCUCUGGGAAUCCUGGCAUUCCUGGCCAGAAGGGAGAGGUUGGAUAUCCUGGACCAUAUGGUGCCAAAGGACCAAGAGGACCCGGUGUUGUGGCCUGCGACCUUGUCAAGAAGAUAAGAGACAACUGUCCUUGCUGCUAUGGUAAACAGGAAUGCCCGCUCCUCCCCACUGAGCUGGCCUUCGCCCUGGACAUCUCUCAGGGAGUUAACCGUGCAAACUUCAACAACAUGCGUGACACCGUCCUGCGCCUGGUCAAAGACAUCACCAUCACCGAGAGCAACUGUCCGAGAGGAGCUCGAGUCGCUUUGACCCUGUACAACAGCGAGGUGACCACUGAGAUCCGGUUUGCUGACGGCAUGAAGAAACGCGCCCUGGUGGAGCACAUCGAGGGCCUGCAGAUCCCACAGAACAACAAACCUCGCAGCCUGGAAUCAGCAAUGAGCUUCGUGGCCCAGAACACCUUCAAGAGGGUGCGCAGCGGUUUCCUCAUGAGGAAGGUGGCCGUAUUCUUUGUUGGCGCGCCAGUCACUCAGACACAGCCGAUCACAAACGCAGCUCUCCGCCUCCAUGACGCUGGAAUCGCCUCGCUGUUCUUGGUCACACGUGAGGACAGAGCACUUAGCAGAGCACUGCAGGUCAACAACACAGCACUGGGCCAGGUGAUUGUCCUUCCUAGCGCUGGAAGUUCACAGUACAAUUCAGUCCUCAAUAAGGUUAUGAGCUGCCACGUCUGCCUAGAUACCUGCUCUCCGGACCCAAUGUGCGACUACGUGCCCCCAGCGGCCGGCCGAGACAGGAGGUCUUUCACCUCAGACGUGGACAUUGACAUGGUUUUUGUAAUGGACAGCUCUGAGUCUACCUACCCGUCCGUGUUCACUGAGACCAAACGCUACAUAGCUCACAUAGUGGAGCAGCUUCAUGUCUCCGCUGACCCUGUGUCAUCACCCCACCACGCCAGAGUGUCUGUCAUCCAACAAGCACCUUAUGGGUUCCUCCUCAACAAAACUGGCUCCCCCAUCCACGUGGACAUCGGCUUGACCGACCACCGCUCAGCUCAGGAUAUUGUCAAAUUCCUGUUGGAGAAGACGCCCCAGUUAGAGGGCGGCCGUGCGCUGGCUGCGGCUAUCGAGUCGACGGUGGAGCAGGUGUUUGAGAAGGCGCCUCUGCAUCGCGAUAAGAAGGUGCUCAUGCUGUUUGUGACAGGAAGCGUGGAGGAAGAAGAAGAGCAGCUGGUGCGCGUUGCCACUGAGGUCAAAUGCAGAGGCUACUUCGUGGUCAUCUUCGGCGUGGGCCAAGGACUGAGCGCCAGGGAUGCUAGUGUCUUGUCCCGCAUGGCCAGCGAACCUUCAGAUGUCUUCUUCAAGCGGCUGGAGAGCAUCUCACACUUUUAUGACAAACACAUCCAGACAUUCGCCCAGCUGAUGCCCAAGUAUAUCAGCAUUGAAAAUGCUUUCUACAUGUCACCUGAAGUCUCCCAAAACUGCAAGUGGGUGCAGAGUGACCAACCACUAAAGAGACCCUUCGUGCCUUCAUCCCAACAGCCGGAGAAACAUCCGAACGAUCCUCAAAAUCAACAAGCAGCUCAUCCAAGGAAACACAAAGAUUCAGAGGAGCUGCACGUCUCUAACGUCACCUCGAGCAGCCUGAGAUUGCACUGGAGCAGAGCAGACCCUAAGCUGUUUGUGUACUUUGAGGUGGUGGUCACACGGCUGCGUGACCACGCCCUGGUGCUGAAGACCAACGUGUCGGGCACAGAGAUUUCUGUGGACAACUUGGAAAGUGCUCAGACAUAUCACGCCGUAGUCACAGGACACACAGCGGACGGUCAGAUCGUCUCCACCCGCAAAGGCAUCAUGACGACCAAAGCAGCAGAGCAGAAGCCAGCCAGCCACGUCAUCAGUACUGUUAAUACCACACCACUGGAUAAACCAGAAACUGUUAAUGAACUCACAGACCCAUGCUCACUUGACUAUGACCCCGGAAUGCCGUGCAAAGACUAUCAGGCUAAGUGGUUCUUUGACAGAAAGAAUGGGUUCUGUACGCAGUUCUGGUAUGGAGGUUGUGGAGGCAAUGAAAAUAGGUUCGACUCUGAGGCCCUCUGCUUGAAAAACUGCAUGAGGUCAGAGCCAGAGCCUCAGCCAAAGGUGCAGCAGGUCGAGCAGGUGGAGAUCCUCCCGUUGCCUGUGACCUCUACCACCACAGACAUUUGCCAGCUUCCUAAAGAGGAAGGAACUUGUGCCAAAUUUGUCCUGAAGUGGCACUACGAUGCCCCCAGCAAGAGCUGUGCACGCUUCUGGUACGGAGGCUGCGGUGGAAACCAGAACCGCUUCGACACGUUUGAGCAGUGUGUGAAGGCCUGUGCAGAGCCAGCACCGGUCAACCAAGGCGUCAUUGCUUCAAUGAGAACAUAGGAGAAAAGCAUCAGACGUGGCCAAGCUUCUGAGGAAAGCCGAGCAAAGUGGCCAUACUGUAAAGAUGCAAAACCAAAGUAAUGGUGGCUGCACUGGAUUCCACACAAAUGAACUUCAUCCCCAAAAUUCUUGAAAUAGUUUUUUUCUUCUUUUAUUUUUUCUCUUCACAUCAACAAAGAAAGCAACACGAUUGACAGCAUGUUUCGUUUGAACCUACUGGUGCUACAUAGUAUAUUUGUUUUACAGAGUUGUUAAGUGUCAACUUUGUAUAGUUAAGAUUUUUGGGAACAAUGACAUCAUACAAGUUUUCAUACUUUUCUUUUUUUAAAAUGCAGUUUUAUGAUUAAAUAAGAAACAUAUAUGAAUAUCUUGGACAGGGAUUAGCAAUAAAUUAGUACAAGCAGGACUGGCAUUAUUCAAUAGAGUAAUCUUUUUUUUUUUUAUUGUGUUUUUAGUUUAAUUUUUUUUCAUGCCACAUUCACAUAGUAACAUUGGCUUGAAUUGUGUUUAACCUCCCUUGAUGCCUGUGGAAUCAUUACUUCACUAUUUCAGCAUCACGAAAUCCACAGCAAUGUUUACACAAGUCUUGUGAGACAGUGACCAACUGCUUGGAUACAAACAUUAAUGUAAUGUUAAGUGCACUUCUGGAUCCAUCGCCUCAAACUAAUAUUUUCCAGCUAUUGAGAAACAGAAUGUACUUGUCAAGCUGUUUUAAUUUUUAUUUUUUAUUUUUGCUGAAAUUUGUGUUUCACCGGGGUAUAAGGGGAAAUAAAAAUGAAUUAGACUUUCUAAUAAACACAA
Molecule: messenger RNA, 11745 nt
Organism: Mugil cephalus (flathead mullet)
Lineage: Eukaryota; Metazoa; Chordata; Actinopteri; Mugiliformes; Mugilidae
Gene: col6a3
Product: collagen, type VI, alpha 3
Molecular function (GO): serine-type endopeptidase inhibitor activity; protein binding
Source: RefSeq, a predicted model, not a curated record